AUGCCUUACUACCUGCCUUUGUCAUGCUAAUGAGAAAAUUAAUUUUUUACACUAAAAUACAUUUAAUAAUUUUCAGAACAUUGUAUACUUCAAUUCGAUUUCAAAUUUUAAUUAACUGACUUUUUUCAUGUCAAAACCCCGCAUCGAUCAUCAAGUUGCCGCCGUCAAUGCAGUCACCUACAAGUAGAAUGUCAACGUUUACUCGUUGCUAUUGAAAUGCAACAACAGCAAAAUGCAACGUCACUCAACAAGUAUAAAAAUGUGACUAAGGUCUCGGUGAAGUUGAACGACUUUUUCGUCUAGCAUAAAAUGUUGCAACAACAUACACCAACCCUCCGCCACCAUGCAACGCUCAACGCAGCGGGAACAAUUGCAGCGAGUAAACAGCAACAAGCAUUCCGGCCACAGUAGAUGAGCGAAACUUGCUGUCUUUUCUCACUCAUCGAUUUUAAGUUAGUCCUUCUACAGCCCACUCAUUCCAACUAUGCCCGGCUUAGUUGCUCUCCCGAAAUAGCAAAUGAUGAGCGCCUACUGGCGACUACUAACUCACUAAAUCGGGAACUAGCGAGCUGAUGAUGUUCUCCGCAUACCAAUCUGUAUACAUAUUUACGCACAGUCAGACAUACAUACAUAAGUAAAUGAACUAACAACAACUCCGUAUCUGUUUGAAUUUGGAAGCUACUAGUAAUCUGUUUCGUUGUUUGUGCGCUCGUUGUGCUUGCGACGAGUUUCCACCAAGCAUGUUCUCUUGCCAACUGCUCUUCCACAUGCGCCUCACACAGUGAGCUUGCCAAACGUCAAGCGCUUAACGUAUAAAUGCCUGCGUUGCGGCGCGAGAGACCGCAUUUCUAAACGAGUCUACAGACGUGUCGAACCAGAAAGUGCUGUGUACUUCACGCCCCCAGAAAAGAAAAAAUAUUUUUGAUGUGUUUUUUGUUUAUAAAAAACUGAAUUAAACAAAUAUUGCAUGUCUAUUGCAGAGAAAAGUGGUGAAAAGUAAAAUCAUUGAAUCGGAAAAGCGACUUUUAACAAACUCACAACGGAAGCGCACACGGCAUAUGUAUUUGUGUGUCUCUAUUCAAACUGUAAAGCGCAAAGUGCAAUUCCGCGAUACGAAAAAAGUUUAAUUUACAAAAACAACUUCAAAAUAAAAUCAAUACAAAUUUAGUUGAAGACUUUUGAAAUAUCGAAAUAGCGAAACCGUUAAGCGGCACGAACAAGCGACGUCUUACCUAACAACAACGCACAAUUUCAGCAUAUUUACGUCACUUUUUUGUUAUUUUUGGAACGCUUGGUGUGUUUUUUUCACACAAUUUUCUACAUAACUUGUCUAGCGUGUCUGCAGCGUCUUCGCUGAGUCGUCUUCGCUACAGUUAAAAGAGCAGAAAUCGAUUUGAGUUCGUCGCGUUGAGGAGGAGUGAAGCUAAGCAUAUAUAAAUAAAAGAAACCCGUAGAAAGUGUUUCGCAAGACGGAACUAGGCGCAUAGAGAGGCCAAUCGACAGCCAGACAAGUCGCGCGCAGAGGUCAAACCUUGCGCUUUUCAAUCGUUAUACAUUGAAUUCACGUCGCUGCAGUCAUCCGGUUGAACGCGUGUGCGUUCAUAGGUGUACAUAUUACAAGUAGAUACGCGCCGGAUAUAACGCUUCAAGCCAUUGUGCAAGCGCACCACAAAACAGCUAAGCCGAGUGGCAAAGAGCCAGCAAACGCCAGCGUAGCGCAGCAAAUCGAGCGUACGAACGAGCGCGCACAGGCCGAUGAAAAAGAAAGUCAGUCGCGCAUUGCAGUGAAAUUAUGUGAAUGCGGGCGCAAAGCGGAAAAUAAUAAAAUAGAAUUGGAAAUAAACAAAAAUUUUAAUAAAAAAACUAAUUUAAAAUUAUAAAAAUAAAUUAAAAGUAAAAACAUAAAAACUCAAAAUAGCGCUUUGUCGCAUCUGCUUUUCGCUGUUAUACAACAGAAGUGUUUUUUUUUUUAACGCCUUCUUUUUUUUUGAAAGUCGCGCUUUUUGACAUUAUUUAUCGGCGCCGAACGCGAAAAACACGCAAAUAAAUUAAAUAAAAAACCUACUCGCAUACUUAAAGGCAACCAGCAUAGCGACAAGAAAACAACAAUGAGGAACCUUAACAACAACAACAACAACAACCGCGCUGCAGCGAAAGUAAUUGCAACAUGCCUCAUCUUUAGCGUUUCCAUGCAAAUGUGUUGCGGCUCAGCGAUACCGAUUUGGGAAUUUUUGACGCGCAAUGAAAAGAUGUCGUACCUCUACUCGACGUUCGGUCAAUUGGUCAGCGUGCACUGUAAAGCCACCGCCGCCAGCACGGCGAUGCCAGUGAACGAGUGCAAGCGCGACUUGCUCGCCUAUGGCUAUGAGAAACUACAAACGUUCACCGACUCGCAGUUGGAUCUGCUGGAUCCCUAUCAACGGGCUGCCAAUGAACUUAUUUGGUCUUCCAUUAUGCGCAAUCAUCAAAGCUCAACAUUGAUUACUACACGCAAACCCUUGCCAACACCACCCGAUUCUUCACUUAUCAUACUCACGCAUCAAAAGCCAGCCAAUACAGCCGGCACGACCAACACACACAGUCAAAAUCCACUCUUCGACGGUGAAGCCGACAAUAAACACAAAUUCGCAAUGGAUAUGGAUAUUACCUAUGGCUAUGCCAACGGGCAGACAGAUAAUCAAAAGUCCUCCACAGAGACCUUCCUCAGUGGACCGCUAGUGUUCCGUGUACGUCCCGAUGGCAGCCCAGUCGAGGAGGAUCAACAUAAACCGCUGCCACGCGAUGAUGACUUAGAAGCCUAUCAAUUAACUGGCACUACGGCUGGUAAUGGCGCCACUGCAGCAGCCAUCAGCGCCGCUCAGGCAACACCAGUUAUAGGAGAACAGCCGAAACAUCGCAAAAUCGCCAUGAUCAGUGAUCUUAAGCAGCAGCAUUUGGCCUCGCUGGCAUUGCAACGCGAUUUACAACCGCCAUAUGAACCAGCACGUUUACGCCGUCAACAAGAACAAAGCGCAGCUACAGCUGGGCGUACAAUCCCACUGACACAAUCAUUCCACGCUUUGCCCUUUGCUGGCUAUUACUACGCCAAGGGUCAGGCGUAAAAUUGCAUUGAACGCAGAGCGAAAGUGAGUGCAUAGCGGACACUCGAAUAUGCGAAAAUAGAAGAAAAGUAGCUUAGAGAAUUGUCAUUAAGCUUAUUUUGUUUUGGAAUUCAGGCAAAUUUUUAUCAACCUCUGACACAAUUUACAAUAUAUAAAAUUGCUGCCUAGAAUUCAAAUCAUAUUAAAUGAAUUAUGUUAUACCAUAUUCUUUGGAAAAAUAGUUUUCUAAAAUCAUCAUUUAUCAUUCAUAAAUUACAUAAUUUUACUACAAUGAAUAUAAUUUAAAGUAUAGUUAGUAAAAUUAUUGGUGUGCAUGAGCUUGUGUCUGUAUUUUUUUAUACAUGUAUGUGUGUGAAUACUUGUAAGUUAUUUGUAAAUUAAAUUCUUUAAAUUUGUUUGAAAAUUUAACAUUAAGACAAAAAUCUUAUUUUAUAAAUUUAUACUGCUACUUGUGGCACUCUAUUGAAUUUGUAUAUCUAUAUAUUAUAACGAUCGAUUAUUUAUUGUAUAGUACGUACUUGUAAAAUGUUUAGGUUACCUUUACUGUACAAUAAAGGAAUUCUUUAUAUAUAAAAAUAAUAAUUUGGCUUUGCGUAAUUAAAUUGUGGGUUUUUAACUAAAAGAGAAAACGCUGUUGGCACUAAAAUAGUAUCCAAAAAUUAUAACAUAAAAAAGAUUAUUGAAGAUCGUUUAAAUAACUGAAGCGGA
Messenger RNA from Bactrocera oleae (olive fruit fly), 3809 nucleotides. RefSeq names its product Rhythmically expressed gene 5 (gene Reg-5). Lineage: Eukaryota; Metazoa; Arthropoda; Insecta; Diptera; Tephritidae. The record is from RefSeq and is a predicted model, not a curated record.